Messenger RNA from Sus scrofa (pig), 1811 nucleotides. It is a transcript of the gene EIPR1, whose product is annotated as EARP complex and GARP complex interacting protein 1. NCBI's taxonomy places the organism in Eukaryota, Metazoa, Chordata, Mammalia, Artiodactyla, Suidae. Gene Ontology annotation, biological process: protein ubiquitination. Gene Ontology annotation, molecular function: protein binding. The record is from RefSeq and is a predicted model, not a curated record.
CGCACCACGUUGUACCUGCUCAGGCGGCUGCUUCCUGGAGCUGGAUUCUGCCUCAUUUCAUUCUGCUCAGCCUGUGUCAGACUCAGAGCCGGCAGAAAUCUCUAAAAACACCCUCGGAUUCCGAGUCGCAGCGCCCUCGGACAAGAUUAUGUCCCCAGCCAGGCCCUGCUGGCCCUUUAGCGGAGCCAACCGGAGUGGCUGAUGGGGCUCAGAAAGGCAGUAAUCUCUUUUGAGCCCUGAGCCUGCCGCAGCCCGGGCGCUGCGGGGGACAGCUGGCAGCCUCCGUGUGCCUUUUCCAUUCAUGUGCCCGAUUGUCUUUUUAUCUCACGGAGUGCCUCUAGCGCGCUGUUUCCUGUAAGAGCCGGGCCAGCUCGAAUUGGCCAAGACGCAGUGCGCAGCCCCGCUUCCGGAGCGCUGGGCUGUGCCAGGGUCGGGAGGCUUGACCUUGUCUCUGACUCCCGGCGCGUGAGGCCUGCGAGCUGGGGUGGUUAAGGCAUCAGGCCUUGGUUUCCCAGCUGUAGGAUGAAGGGGCGCGGUGGGGAGUCCCCUGUGUGGGGUGCACCGUGGGUGAAGGGCUGUGAUUCCUGCCGGAGGCUUGGCUGGUGUGGAGGCGCGACCCUGCCCUCUGCGGCCGGUCACUGCAGCGGGGCUUCUUCAGCUCGGGCCGCUGCAGACAGCAAAGUCCUGACGUGCGCUGCGGUGUGGAGGAUGCCUGCGGAGCUGGAGCCCGGCGGCCACGAGUCCCCUGAGGACGCAGCCAGCCCUGCGCACGCCCUGGAGCUGCUCUGCCACCUGGACCACCCGGCCCGCGGCAGCACCGCCUGUGUCGCGUGGGAGCCCGCGGGGGACGGGAAGAGAGUCAUCUCGUUGGCCGACAACCACCUCCUGCUGUGGGACCUGCAGGAGAGCUCCAGCCAGGCUCUGCUGGCCAGCUCGGCGUCCCUGGAAGGGAAGGGACAGCUGAAGUUCACGACGGGACGGUGGAGCCCGCAUCACAGCUGCACCCAGGUGGCCACAGCGAACGACACGGCCGUCCGGGGGUGGGACACGCGGACCAUGAGCCAGAUCUACUGCAUCGAGAAUGCGCACGGCCAGCUGGUACGGGACCUGGACUUCAACCCCAACAAGCAGUACUGCCUGGCCAGCUGCGGGGACGACUGCAGGGUGAAGUUCUGGGACACCCGCAAGGUCACGGAGCCCGUGAGGACCCUGGAGGAGCACUCGCACUGGGUGUGGAACGUGCGCUACAACCACUCGCACGACCAGCUCGUCCUCACGGCCAGCAGCGACAGCAGGGUCAUCCUGUCCAACAUGGCGUCCAUCUCCUCCGAGCCCUUCGGCCACCUGGUGGACGACGACGACCUGAGCGACCAGGAGGAGCGCCGUCCAGAGGAGAAGAGCCAGGAGCCCCCGCAGGACAGCGUCAUCGCCACCUAUGAGGAGCACGAGGACAGCGUGUACGCCGUGGAGUGGGCCGCGGCCGACCCCUGGCUGUUCGCCUCCCUGAGCUACGACGGGAGGCUCGUCGUCAACAGGGUGCCCAGGGCGCUGAAGUACCGCAUCCUGCUCUGACCGUGGGCAGCCCGGCCGGGAGUCACGGCGGGGCCUCUGCCAGCCGACCCGACAGCUCGGGCCCGGCGGCCUGGGCCCUGGCCCCGCGGCUGCCUGCCUGUCCCCUCUCCUUCAAGGAUGUCGGGCGUGUCACUCUAAUUGUUGCAGCUGUAGCGACUCGUCUGUGUCUUGAAAUUAAAAAUGAAACAAAAGGAGCAGGCCGCUGCUCGGCUCCGGCUCGGUCUUGGCGGCUCUGUCCC